UCACAAAUAUGAGACUUCACCUUUUAAUCAAGUCCAGGUUUGAUAUGUAAAUAUUUUUAGUUAGACCUGGUCUUUUGUUUUGUUUUUUUACUUUCAUGAAUCAAAAAUGUGUUUUAAGCAGUGUUAUGGCUUUAACUGGAAUGUCUAACACCGCUUCACAACAAUAAGUGGGUGCGAAAAACGCAAAGCAUUGAUGUGUAUUAUACUGUGCGUCACAAUCGAACUUCCCCUGUACCUGCCGAAGCAGACGCUAGGUGGCGGUAAUGCGCCUUUAAGCUGUUUUACCAGCCACCAAUAAACUCACAAGAGGAAGGAGCAGAAACGUCACCGUAUUUUUCUAGACGCAGCUGACGAUGUAAACAAGAGAAGACAGUCGAGGGCAACGGGGAUCAAACAGGCCGGUGUCAACGCAAAUGAUAGCCAUUAUCCGCUCCUAAACGGCUGACAUGGGGCUCCCUGUUACUAUCAAAGUCAAUUUCCGGGGCAACGUGAAGCGAUUUCUGGCUCAGGAUUUGGACAAAUUGGAGUGGGAAUCGGUCGAAGCCUGGAUCAAAGCAUCUUUUGGCAUCAAUCACUUUCAAGUGAAAUACUUUGAUGAAGAUAAUGAAGAGAUUUGCAUCAACAGUCAAGAUGAAUAUGAAGAAGCCAUCAAGAGUGCAGAGAAGCAGGGGAACCAGUUGCAUAUGAACGUGUACAAGAUGAAAGGGCAGGCCUGCGGGGGCCCACUGAAGACGGAGGUGAAAGAGCUGAAAGGAGACCUCCGGCCUGCUCCUCCUUAUCCCUCCAGGGUCAAGACUGUGGACAAGGGCACACAGGUCACCCCGGAGCGAGAAGCUGUCACAGUUAAAGACAACAAGGGGAACAAACCAGAAGAUGAGCCCCCUCCCAUGUGGUUUAGAUCAUACAUGGAGAAGUUUAAAGACGAGGUGGUGAAAGAAGUAGUCGAAAGGAUGUGCAGUGACUUUUCUGGCCAGUGUUGUACCCACAAAUCCUCUGACGGACCCCAUGAAGCCAGUGGGGCUAUUGGUGGACCUAUAGGUCCCAGGCCGGGCCCCUCCACCUCAAAUGGGUCCCUUGGCUACACCCCAAACUGCAGCAGCUGCAACAAACUCACCUCUGAGGGGGCCUACAAGUGCAGUGUGUGCCCGUCCUGCAUCUUGUGUGAGAUGUGCAGACAUAGCCAUGACCCCAGCCACAACCUUGUGAGAACCAAGACACCUCUCUCUAUCCCUGAGCAUGGAAUGUCAGGAGAGUUGAGGUUCCCAAGGCGAGGAGACAGGACAGUGCGCAAGGCCGAGCGACAGCGCCUCAAAGCAGAAAGGAGGCAGCUAAGAGCCGAAGUCAAGGAAAUCAAGAAGAAACUGAGACUGGAGAAGAGGGGGCUGCAGUGGAGUGGGCCCUCUACCUCAGGCAGAGCCAACUUGACAAACAUGGCCUCCGCAUCCACCCAGGUCCCAGCCCUGCCCCCCCCUGCUGCCUCAGAAACAGCCUCAGGUCCAGCCCCAGCCCAAGGUCCCAUCCCUGCCCCGGUCCCUGAUCCCCAGGCCUCCAGUCCAGAGGGUCCCGGGGUCUCGCACACGUCCUUGGUGCCCACUAUGGCUGCCUUGUUUCUGGAUGAAAAUCUGCCUGACGGCACCCGUCUGGAGCCCGGUACCAAGUUCAUCAAAUACUGGAAGAUGAGGAAUUCGGGCACUAUCAGCUGGACUUCAGAGACUAAGCUAGUGUUCAUGUGGGGAAACCUCGGCCUGGCGUCAGAGAAGAAGCGGGAGGUGCCGGUCCCCUUGCUGCUGCCAGGACAGGUGGGAGUGGUCAGUGUGGCCUUUGUGGCUCCUGUGAUGGAGGGGACGUACACCUCCCACUGGCGGCUGGCGCACUGCGGGUGUCAGUUUGGCCCGCGUGUGUGGUGCAGCAUCGUGGUUGACCCCGGCAACAGCCGCAACACGCUCGGACAUCAGAGCAAAAGACUGAAGGAGGAGGUGAGGCCGGUGGAGACGGUGAAGGAGGUAAGGUCUGUAGACCUCAACCAUGAUGACUACUACUUCCCCUCAGUCGACCUGCUGACUGCACAGGACUUGCUGUCAUUUGAGUUGCUGGAUAUAAAUAUAGUACAAGAGUUGGAGAAGGUUCCUAAUAACACUCCUGUUGAUCUGACGCCCUGCAUAUCCCCUCUGCCCCAUGAUGCACCAGUAUUGGAGAAGUCCAUAAUUUCACAGAUAAAGGAAGACACAGAGGUCACAGGGGUCAGAAAACUUUUUGGAGUGAAGCUGAGGCAGCAGAGGGAGCUUUUGGAGCCUGUGAUCCAGGAUGAGGAGAGGGAGGAGGAGAUCAGUGGAGCCCAGUUCCUCUGUGAGACCGUCAUACGCUCUCUCACCUUGGAGGAAGCACCCGACCACAGACCCCUGCGCAGAGUUCAUCACAGCAGCCACAAACCACAGGUCGUUUCCCGGGGUCCAAGCCAUUGCUUCGAGAGAGCAGUGGAGGCUGAGAAGGCAGAGAGGGCACAAGAAGGAAAUGAGGAGAUCUGUGCCUUUAAACUUGAGAGUUCAGCUCUGCCACCCAACACAGAUCUCAACCAGAUCCCCCAAGAAGAGGAGACAAAGCUAGCUCUCCUUGAACCAGUGAAUGAAAACCCGCAUAAUACUUCACACCAUGAAAAUGAAGAUGAGGAAGUUGUGGUUUUGGAUGACGUGCAAAGCAUGAAGGAUACUCAAGAAGAGGAGGGUGGAAACAAAGGAGAAGACUGGGAUGAGGUCAGCAGCCAGACCUCCUCAGUCUCCUCCUGCGACGACUACAUCAUUGUCCUCCCAGACUGCUUUGACACCAGCCGCCCUCUGGGGGAGUCCAUGUACAGCUCCGCCAUGUCGCAGCCUGACACCACUGCUGCUGCUGCGACCUCCGCCGAUCCAGACGUGCACCAGGAGGAGGAGGAUAACUCAAACUCUAAGCCGGGCAGGGCUGCACCGCUGAGAGAGAGGCAGGAGAGGACAGAGGAGGUCGCUGCUGAGGAAUCAUCAGUGAACACCUGGUCUCCACCUGUCCCUCCCAUCCACAGCAGCGUGAAUCAGAUGCUGUGCGCUUCCCAAACCCUGGACGCUGUGACGCUCACCCCUGAAGUGGUGCCACUGCCGAUUAUUCCUGACCCCCUGCUGUCUCCACCGGCCCUCUACUCACCCAGGUCUGAGGCACUGUACCUGGCCGAGGACCCCAGUCCUCCAGCCUGUGAACUAUAUGAGCCACACCAACCGAGAGUCCACCUUAAUGUGUCAUCUGGUCUGUCCAGAUCAGCAGGCUCAGCAUCCAGUGCCUUUGAGACAUACAACCCCAGACCCAGCAACGCGCUGCAGCCGAGGGGCCAAGGAGGCAUCACAGAGGGACUUGUCAAAGGGGCCCUUUCUGUGGCAGCGUCCGCUUAUAAAGCUCUGUUCACUGGACCAAACUGUUCAAUACAGCGAGGCAUCGACCCGGCCACCAGACAGGACCCUUCCAUGAUGGCCAUGCUGCUGGAGAUGGGCUUCAGAGACCAGCGGCUCAACCAGCAGCUGCUGAGGAAGCAUGGCUACAGCCUGCUGCACACCGUCAACGAGCUGGUGCAGAUGGCUGAGGACAGCCAGAGCGAAGCUGUCAGCACUCAGCACUGAGGGAGGGAAAGCUGUGAGAAACAUGAUGUAAAGAGAGUGUUUAGAUUAUGACCUGAGUGUAGCUCACGCUUUCCAGCGUCUGGAUUUAUUCCGGGUUAUUUAAAGAAGAGACAAAGAAAACCUAUUUAUGAUUCAUGCAAAUGAUUAAUUUUUCAAAGGGUGGAUAGUUUAUUUGAACCAAUAAGACCAAUAAGACAACAGUGUCGCUUUGAAAUAUUCAAAUGAAAUGGGAGCAUUAAUUUCUUCAAGACUUAAUUAGAAUGAAACGAGCAUUCAUGAACGGCUUCUCCUGCCUUUGCCUUUAAUUUAGCUUCAACAUUUUGAUGAAAUGAACCAUAUAUAUACACACACGUGUAAAUUAUUAUUAUAGAUAGUGGUUAACCUUUGCCAUGCCUUGUUUACCUGGGCCAUAGAGCUUUAUCGUGUUGGUCAAAAGGAGUAGGAGCUGUAGUUUUGACAGGAUAAAAGUGUGUAAUUCAGCUCUUCAUCUUAGUGUUUGUGUGGCUGUUGUAGCUGCUUCCUCUGCGCCGAAAAAAUAAUUGUCUUUUGUCAGGGCUUGGCUAGAUCCUUCUCACAGAUAGAGCAGUGAAAGUGAAAAUCGUUGAAUGUCUUGAAAAGAUAGAAACGUUGUGAAAAGCCAGCUCUCGUUUGAGACGAUGCUACUGAAGCUACGUGGAUAUUCUGGGUGUUGAGGGUCAGCAGUGCAGUCGUAGGAACAACAAACAGAUAUUUAUAACUUUUCUCGAUUAACGUAGUGAAAUCUGCCUAAACAAUGCAAUCUUUUUCUGUAUCAGAGUACUGUUAUUUUAGACGUUGACAUGUGGAAUGUAUACAAAACUGUCCGAACGGAUCACUGUUCAGACUCAGAUGUUUUCUACCGCUUUUUAGAAGACAACCUGCAUGACAGGUAGAGGCUUUAGAGAUGAGUCGUGUUCUUGUGUCUUAGCACAGUCACAGUGGAAAAAGUCCGCUUUGCGCCGACGUUUUAACACCCCUGCCUGCAUUUUCACGUGUCGUCAUUGAACCACCAGUUGAUACCUAGCGACUGUCAUUUAGCACUAAUCCAAGCCUAGAUGUCUCUAUCAACACAUUCCAUAAUCUCUUAGUGGAACCAAGUAUAUUUUGUUUGAUGAAAUUGCCUUGAUGAAAGAGGACUCUGAGUUUACUGAGAUACACGUGGUUGUUUGGCAUUUCCCGUGGCGUGCGUGUUUAGGUUUAAGUUAAUGUACGUUUCUCUUUGUAUGUGCGUGUGUGUGUGGUUGAGGAUUUUUGAACCAUAUUUUCUUAUGUUGAUGAUUUUCCUUGAUUUAAAGAAUCACGAUCUAGAGAACAAUUCUGAAUAUAUCUACUAUGCUUGUCAAAUUAUUCUUCUGCCGCAGAGUGUAUACAUUAAAUACCCUUCUACAGUAAAUCCGCCAAUAAACUAUUUGCACACCUCUC
This is a messenger RNA of Toxotes jaculatrix (banded archerfish), 5078 nucleotides long. It is a transcript of the gene nbr1a, whose product is annotated as NBR1 autophagy cargo receptor a. Gene Ontology annotation, cellular component: phagophore assembly site. Gene Ontology annotation, biological process: macroautophagy. The record is from RefSeq and is a predicted model, not a curated record. The transcript is spliced from 22 exons. Gene Ontology annotation, molecular function: ubiquitin binding. NCBI's taxonomy places the organism in Eukaryota, Metazoa, Chordata, Actinopteri, Toxotidae. Bases 447 to 3638 code for a protein of 1063 amino acids.